UAUUGUACUAGCUGGGCGUGAUGUGGCUGCACGAUCACGACACGCGUAAAUGUUAAGUGAUGUGGGCAGGGACCCGCAGACUUAUGAUUCACUCCAAAGGAGGAGCUUAUACAUUUAGAGGAGCGUGCAUCUGUGCGUAGGGUGGAAGGAUUGGAUGCACUGACACAUACGUGGUUUGUCUGCGUAUUUCCUUUCUCUCAGUUGGACCCUGUGUUGGUGAAGCGCACAGGAGGACGACAGGAUGGAGCGGAUGGAGUCGAUGGAGCCCAUUUCGGCGUACUACACCACGGCUUACCCGGAGAUCCAACCCGAUAGCGCGUACGGAUCCAGGGAGACCACGGAGAGCCAGCCAAAGACCCCCCCCACUCCGACCUAUGACGAGGAACUAGUGCACAAGACGAUCCUGGUCGGGGACAGUGGAGUGGGUAAGACAUCUCUGUUGGUGCAGUUCGAUCAGGGCAAGUUCAUCCCCGGAUCCUUUUCUGCAACAGUGGGCAUCGGAUUUACGAAUAAAGUGGUGACUGUUGACAAUGUAAAGGUUAAACUGCAGAUUUGGGACACAGCAGGGCAAGAAAGGUUCAGGAGUGUGACACAUGCAUAUUACAGAGAUGCACAUGCUCUACUUCUGCUGUAUGAUAUCACUAGCAAAUCUUCAUUUGACAACAUUAGGGCAUGGCUAACAGAAAUCCAUGAGUACGCGCAGAGUGAUGUAGUCAUCAUGUUGCUGGGCAACAAGGCUGACAUGAGCAGUGACAGAGCCAUCAGGAGAGAUGAAGGGGAGAGGCUCGCCAGAGAGUAUUCAGUUCCCUUCAUGGAGACUAGUGCAAAGACAGGAGUCAAUGUAGACCUGGCCUUCACUGCUGUGGCUAAGGAACUGAAGCACCGGGCCGUCCAGCACCCCAGUGAACCCAAGUUUCAGAUUCACGAAUACAUCGAAGCACAAAAAGAGAAAUCAGGCUGCUGUAGCUACUUCUGAAUCACAUCCUUUCAAUCCUCCUCCCACAACAGACUGUCAGAGCCACCGGGUGGGAGGAAGCCCUACUAAAUCACUUGUGCUCUCAAAAUAGGACACUGGUGUUCAUUGAAAACUAAAAGCCAAUACUGACCAGCAGUGUCAGGGGACUAGACUCACAAAACCCACAAUUUCCUUUUCUGAAAAGAGCACACCCACCUCUUCUCUGCAGAGUGGCAUUUGUUAUUCUAUUAGCAUUUAUACCAGGGUAGAACUUUUAAAGGAAUAGUUUCAUCUUUUUUGACAUUUAUAGAUUAGAAUAGUGAUAUUGAGCUAGUAUCAAGAUGUCUGUCGUGAUCAAUCUAUAAAUGAAACUCGUUUUACUCUGUGCAUGUCUGAAAGCGCUACUUCCUCUCACCAGUGCAGACACAUUAAGUUCACAUUAUUUUGGAAAAACAUAAACAGAAGUAAGACAAAUGGUUUGUUGAUCAUGUCUGACUUCAGCCACCAUUUGUGUUUUCGAACUAUAUCUAAAUUUAGAAAUCAAGAAAGUCACAGUUUGCGGUAAAUAUAGUGAGGAAAUAGCAUGCUUUGUUUUAAUCUGGUCGGUGGAAUUUGUCCUGAUGUGACACCAAAACAGGCCUCAUUUCGGUUUAUUUCACCUCAUUCUUCAAGAAGAAGGUGAAAGACCUAUAAAAUAUGUGAAAACUACCACAUGUUUGGUCAUUUUGAAGCUGCAGAGACAACAGAUUAGCAAUUCUCUUGUGUAGCAUUUUCAUUUGCAACAUAUUUCAACAGUUUUACCACAAACUAUAGCUUUCUUGACUUCUAAAAUGAUCUUUUAAACUGGAAAAAACAUCAGAACGUAAAUGAUGGCACAAUUCAGAUGGGAU
This is a messenger RNA of Sphaeramia orbicularis (orbiculate cardinalfish), 1845 nucleotides long. Its product is annotated as ras-related protein Rab-37-like. The record is from RefSeq and is a predicted model, not a curated record. The coding region runs from base 242 to 976 and encodes 244 amino acids. NCBI's taxonomy places the organism in Eukaryota, Metazoa, Chordata, Actinopteri, Kurtiformes, Apogonidae. Gene Ontology annotation, molecular function: GTP binding; GTPase activity. The transcript is spliced from 9 exons.